AUGUCGGGCGCCACGUCGCGCCUUCGGAGCCUGCUGGGCCACCUGGGCGGCUCCCCGGAGUCCAAGUCGCCCGUCGGCUACGACCACAGCCACCAUAUCCACCAGCUCUCGCCGACCUACUUCCUGGAGCGGGCGGCCGCCAUCGAGCCGGACGCCACGGCCAUCUACCACGUCACAGCCAACGACAAGGUACUUCGCCGGUCGUACGCCGAGUUUGCGGACCGGGCCCGCGGCCUGGCUUAUUUCCUGCUGAAGAGGGGAUACAAACGAGUGGGCGUGCUGGCUACGAAUACGCCGGCGUUCUUGGAGUCGAUUUUCGGGGUUGUAGUUGCGGGGGGUGUUAUCGUGCCUGUGAACUAUCGGCUGAAGCCGGAUGACAUCACGUACAUCUUUGACUUUGCCGAGGUCGACUCGAUAAUAGUCGAUCAAGAGUACGCGCCGCUGUUGGAUGAGUUCAAGAAGAGCCAUCCGAACGUGCCGUUCAUAAUUGACCUGGAUACCGAUGCAACCGAGGGAGAACUCUCUGGUCCCUUCGAUGAGGCCGUGUUAGAAGGUCUGCAGUACGACCGAGCGCAGGGCGGCAAAGGCUGGGCUGGCUUGCAAUCACAAUGUGCUAAUGAGGACGAUAUGCUGGCUAUCCCAUUCACGUCGGGGACCACAUCACGACCGAAAGGCUGCGUGUACACACAUAGAGGCGCCUUUCUCGCGGCACUGGCGAACGUGGUGGAGUCGGGACUGAACUACGAUUAUGGGAGCUGCAAAUACCUGUGGACACUACCAAUGUUCCAUGCAAUGGGAUGGACGUUUCCAUGGGCCGUCACAGCUGUCAGGGGCACGCACUACUGCUUGAGGAAAAUCGACUACCCCUUAAUAUGGAGACUUCUCAAGGAGGAGGGCAUCACGCACUUCAAUGCCGCACCGACAGUCCUAACCCUGCUCUGCGCGUCGAAAGAAGCAGUCAGGUUACCCGAGCCGGUGCGAGUCACGGUGGCAGCUAGUCCGCCAACGGGGCAUCUCUUCGAGCAGAUGACAAACCUCAACCUCCGUCCCGUCCACGUCUACGGCAUGACCGAGACCUACGGCCCCAUCACCAAGGGCUACCCAAUGCCGUCCUGGGACGCGCUGCCCCCGCACGAGAAGUACGCCAAAAUGGCGCGCCAGGGCCACGGAUUCCUGACCAGCCUGCCGAUCCGUGUCGUCAAGCCGGCGGACGCGGAAGACGGCGUCUUGAUAGACGUCACGCGCGACGGCAAUGAGAUCGGCGAGAUUGUCUUCUUUGGAAAUAUCUGCGCCAAGGGCUACUACCGCGACCCGGAGGCGACGCGGAAGCUGUUCGCCGGCGGCGGCCUGCACUCGGGCGACCUGGCCGUGUGGCAUCCGGAUGGAAGCGCGCAGAUCCAGGACCGGGCUAAGGAUAUUAUUAUUAGCGGCGGCGAGAACAUCAGCUCCGUCGCGCUCGAAAGCGCGCUGGUGCAGCACCCGGACGUGCUGGAAGCCGGCGUCGUCGCCGUGCCGGACUCGCACUGGGGCGAGCGGCCCAAGGCGUACCUAACCUUGCGCGAGGGCAAGACGCUGGACCCGGCAGCCAUGCUCGAGUGGGUGAGGAGCCAGGGCUCGAUCAGCCGGUACAUGGUGCCGCGGGAGGUGGAAGUCCUCGCCGAGCUGCCCAAAACGAGCACGGGCAAGAUACAGAAGAACGUGCUGCGGGAGUGGUCCAAGAAGGGGAAGAGAGGAUGA
Messenger RNA from Anthostomella pinea, 1737 nucleotides. The record is from the annotation of a GenBank genome assembly. Lineage: Eukaryota; Fungi; Ascomycota; Sordariomycetes; Xylariales; Xylariaceae.